Cannabis sativa is the source of this 948-nucleotide messenger RNA. RefSeq names its product classical arabinogalactan protein 6-like. The record is from RefSeq and is a predicted model, not a curated record. NCBI's taxonomy places the organism in Eukaryota, Viridiplantae, Streptophyta, Magnoliopsida, Rosales, Cannabaceae. The transcript has a single exon. The coding region runs from base 195 to 737 and encodes 180 amino acids.
UAAUUUCUUCCAUCUAAUCUAUCUGCAGUACUGUUAAUUUCUCUUUCAUAUUAUUUUUUAAAGAGAAAAACUACUGCAAUAAAUAAAUAAAAAAAAAAUUAAGAAUCCCUCUAUCUCUAUAUUAUUAUUAAUAAUAUUACCUUUUUUUUUAAUUUAUUUUGUUCAUCUUCUAAAAAAAUAAUAAAAUUAAUAUAAUGGCACGCCAAGUUUUUAUUACCCUAGCUCUUGUCGUCGUGGCGGUAGCCGGAGUUGUAGCCGAAAACAAGGCACCGGCCACCAGUCCCACCGCCUCGCCCUCUCCAAAAUCAUCUCCCUCACCUUCUCCGCCGGCCGCUUCACCAAAACCUAGCUCCGGUAACAGUACCCAAGCUCCAAAAUCCUCACCAACAACCCCAACCACCGCUCCGGCUAAGGCUCCAUCCUCUUCAUCUUCGCCCUCGGCUCCUUCUCCAAAGUCCUCCGAGACUCCAGCAUCCUCCCCUGACUCCUCCUCCUCCUCUGAGACUCCGGCUUCCUCCCCCGAAUCCUCUGAUGCUUCUUCUCCUCCCUCUCCUGGAAGCGAUGACUCAGCCGUGUCACCGGCCCCAGCGGAGGAAAACACUGGUAUCUCCGAUGGACCCUCCCCCGCCGAAGCUCCAGCUGCAGAUGGUGGAAGCAACGGCGCCGCCGCUCUCGGUGCCUCAUCAGGUGUCGUGGCGGUCGGUGUUGCUGCCGUGGUUGGGUUCUUUGCUUUUUAAUUUAAUUAAUUAAUUAUUAAAAAAAAUAAAUUAGCAGUUGCAUGUGUGUUUAACAUUUUAAUACUUAAUUAGGGAGGAAAUAAUGAUCUUAAUUAACCUCUAUAAUAUAUAUUAUAUAUUAGAGGUAAUAAUUAAUGUCUUUGAUGAUGAUAUGAGUACGUAAUUAAUUUGAUUCUCUUGUUAAUAUAAUAAGAGAAUAUCAUAAACACAA